Messenger RNA from Adineta steineri, 1368 nucleotides. The record is from the annotation of a GenBank genome assembly. NCBI's taxonomy places the organism in Eukaryota, Metazoa, Rotifera, Eurotatoria, Adinetida, Adinetidae.
AUGGAUUCUCUAGGUCAAACUACACAAAUAUCUAAUUAUUCUUGUAGUGAAAAUAAUGUUUCGAUUCAGUUUACAUUAUCUUCAUCACCUCAUUCAGCUUCAAAUCCAACAUCAAAUUGUUCUUUACAACAAUGUAAUGUAAACUUAACUAAUAUUAAUAAUGAUAAUUGUCGUUCAUCAUCAACACCUUGUUUUGAUUAUCGAACAAUAAAUAACAUCAGUUAUUGUGCACCUGGUAUUUUAUGUUCAAUAUUAGAAACAUGUAAUAAUAUUACACAAAAAUGUUCAUCAAAUAGUUCAGUGUGCGUUAUUAAUUCAUGUUGUUCAUCACAAGCAGUAUGUUUACCAUUCUUAGCAACAUACAUGUGUAAAACAGAAUGGUUUUCUACUGGCAAUAUGACUACCACACGACUUUUUCACUCAGCAUCUGUAUUAGCAAAUGGAAAAGUAUUAGUUACUGGUGGAUAUAAUGCUCGUGUUUUUAACAGUGCUGAGCUGUAUGAUCCUUCCACAGAUACUUGGACAACUACUGGUAGCAUGGAUAAUGCACGACGAGAUCACACAGCAUCUGUAUUAUCAAAUGGAAACGUAUUAGUUACUGGUGGACUCGAUGUUAAUUACAAUAUUUCAAAUAGUGCGGAGCUGUAUGAUCCAUCCACAAGCACUUGGACAACUACUAGUAACAUGAGUAAUGUACGAUAUUGGCACACAGCAUCUGUAUUAUGGAAUGGAAAAGUAUUAGUUACUGGUGGAUACAAUAAUGGUUUUUAUUUAAAUAGUGCUGAGCUGUAUGAUUCAUCAACAAGCACUUGGACAACUACUGGUUACAUGACUAAUGGACGAAGUUGGCACACAGCAUCUAUAUUGCAAAAUGGAAUAGUAUUAGUUACUGGUGGAUAUGGCAAUAGUGGUUUUUUAAAUAGUGCUGAAUUGUAUAAUCCAUCAACAGGUACUUGGACAACUACUGGUACCAUUAAUGAUGCACGAUAUUAUCAUACAGCAUCUGUAUUAUCAAAUGGAAAAGUAUUAGUUACUGGUGGAUCAAACUAUGUUAUUUUAAAUAGUGCUGAAUUGUAUGAUCCAUCAACAGGUACUUGGACAAUUACUGGUCCCAUGACUGAUGCACGAUAUUAUCACGCAGCAUCUGCAUUAUCAAAUGGAGAAGUGUUAGUUACUGGUGGAUCGAAUGAUGAUAAUAUUUUAAAUAGUUGUGAGCUGUAUGAUCCAUCAACAGGUAUCUGGACAACUACUGGUAGCAUGACUAAUGCACGAAUAUAUCAUAAGGCAUCUUUAUUAUUAAAUGGACAAGUAUUAGUUACUGGUGGAGGUGGUAAUAGCAGUAUUUUAAAUAGUGCAGAAUUAUAUUAA